This is a messenger RNA of Phyllostomus discolor (pale spear-nosed bat), 2275 nucleotides long. It is a transcript of the gene GUK1, whose product is annotated as guanylate kinase 1. Gene Ontology annotation, cellular component: cytosol. The transcript is spliced from 7 exons. Gene Ontology annotation, molecular function: GMP kinase activity. Bases 1399 to 2247 code for a protein of 282 amino acids. The record is from RefSeq and is a predicted model, not a curated record. Gene Ontology annotation, biological process: purine nucleotide metabolic process. Lineage: Eukaryota; Metazoa; Chordata; Mammalia; Chiroptera; Phyllostomidae.
GGGCACCUCCCAAUAUCCCUGGCAAGCCAGUAGUGGAGCCUCUGGGUACUCCCCUCCCUGGAGGUGGAUACCCCAAGAUGGGUGCUGGGCCUGAGUACCUAUUGGGUCAAGAGUUUGCCACCAUGAUCAAGGCUUGGGCAGGCCUCCUGGGCCAUCGGUAUGGCCAUCAUACCAUGUGUCUUCUUGGGGCCGCCCCUGCUCUGGAAGAACCCAUGUGCUUGUGGUGCCUAACACUCCACUGGGUCCAGGAGAAAGAGGCCAGUGCAUGGCCACAGCUGCCUGGCCCAGGAAGUGGAGACUCAGCACUGACCAGAGGCUAGGCAGUGGCAGGACUGGACCCUAGCCUCCUCAGCCUUUCUUGGGACCUAGUGGCCCCCAGUCUCUCCUCUGCCCUGCUGGGUCCUUUCUUCUGCUGCGUAUCCCAGUCACUUAUUGCCUAGGAAAUGAGGACACACCCAGAGGAGUAGGCUGGACUGCCCCUGGGACAUUCUUUCUGCAGAGGAUGGGGCUUUGUGAAGGGUACCAGUGACGGAGAGACAGGACCUCUUGUGUCCAGGCCUCUGGGGAGGACGGGGUUGUGCUCUGCUAGUGGGCAGUUGCCUUGGGCUUAGAGCCUUGUGCAUGUGCAUGCACGUGCAUGUGGAAUGGGGGUGUAUAUGUGACACAUGUAUUUGCGUGGGAAAGCUGGGAUGCCAAAGAGGAGUUGGGAAUCCACUGGGAUGACCUCUACAUAAAAACAAGGCAUUUUUGUAAUGGAAACUCACAGGAGUCCCAGGAGCUAAGAGUUGGUCACUCAGAGAUGACACUUGAGUGUCGAUGGGUUCCUGUGGGUCCCUCCUCCUUUGUGUUUCCUAGCUUCUUCUAACAGGGAGCACGUGGGUGGUGUGGUAGGCCCAGAAUAGCAGUGCUUUAAUGAGAUUACCCAGUUAGCCUACAUUGGGGAUUAGGAAAGCAGUGUCCUCUGGGGGCCCUGUUGGAGAUGGGCAGCAGGGCGUCCCUAAAUCAAGCAGCCUGUCCCUCCUGGACCUCACUGCCAGUGUGCUGGCCACUGAACUGCACCUUGGGGGCCUCCACACUUUACUGGGGGACACCAGGUGGCCUACGGAGCCAGGCCUGCAUAGGGAGCUGCCUGAACUCCCCCACGCCCAUCAGAGGUGUCCCUCGGAGGCCUGAACCUGGACCUGGCCCUCCUACCAUCAUGAAGGUGGCUGGGCACGCAGGCUGCUUCUGAGGAGCCAGGGACAGCCUUCUCUUCCCUAAAGCCCCAAGUGGGCAGGACUGACUGCCCUGGGAGGAGUUUAGUGCUUAGAGGCCUGAGCAGGCUGGGAUUACACACACCUCCCAGCUCAUCCUGAAUAGCCCCAGCUGACUGAGGGGGCUGAACCCUACCCAGGAGGGAUGUCAGGACCAAGGCCUGUUGUCCUGAGUGGACCUUCUGGGGCUGGGAAGAGCACCCUGCUCAAGAGACUUCUGCAGGAACAUGGCAGCAUCUUCGGGUUCAGCGUGUCCCACACCACGAGGGACCCGAGGCCCGGAGAAGAGAAUGGCAAAGAUUACUACUUUGUGUCCAGGGAGGUGAUGCAGCGGGACAUUGCCGCCGGGGACUUCAUUGAGCACGCUGAGUUUUCAGGGAACCUUUAUGGGACUAGCAAAGCAGCCGUGCGAGUGGUACAGGCCAUGAACCGAAUCUGUGUGCUGGAUGUGGACCUCCAGGGUGUUCGGAACAUAAAGAAGACUGACCUGAAGCCCAUCUACAUCUUUGUGCAGCCACCCUCGCUGGAAGUCCUGGAGCAGAGGUUGCGGCAACGGAACACAGAGACAGAAGAGAGCCUGGCCAAGCGGCUGGCCGCUGCCCGGGCAGACAUGGAAAGCAGAAAUCAAGAAGGCCCAAGGGACUGGCCGCUCUUGAGGAUACCAACGGCUGUGUCCUCCCUGGACAGGACCCUGCACCCACUCUGGUGGCCAGGGUGUCCCUGGCAAGAUGGCUCUGCCUGCCUCUCUCACCUUGCUCCCCAUGCCUAUUUCUGGGUGCCCCCGAUCAGUCCCACUCUCCUGUGGGAGUUGGGCUGGUGUCCUAAUAAAGAGCUGCUGGUGAGAGUGGCCUUGAGCCCAUGGAUUGCUGCCCUGGCCCUGUGUUCUUCGUGCUGCGCUGCCACUCCUGGUGGCCACCUCCUAAAUCACCAGUCCCAGAAGGGCUGUGGGCUCCAGGUCCCCCCAUGUCUGCUACUCUGGGAUGUAGGCCAGUGAGGCUGCUCCCCAACAGCACACGACUCCU